CACCAUAAUCUUAGGCACCAACCUAAACACUCAAACACCCUCUCAUUUCUCUACCACCAUGGUCUUAGCCAGUCAAGAAAAUUUGGUCUAUGGCAUUAAGCUUUCAUCGGUCGGGCCAGCCAGGGUUACCGGUUCGGACGUGGUUCAUAACCCGAGUGGCAUGGACUUGGCUAUGAAGCUUCACUACCUUAGAGGAGUCUACUUCUUUGAUAGCCAGGCGGCCCAAGGCAUGACCACUAACCGCAUAAAGGAAGCUAUGUUCACAUGGUUAUGUGUCAGCUACCGGACAUGCGGCCGGUUUCGGAGAUCCGAAUCCGGCCGGCCCUAUCUGAAGUGUAACGAUUGCGGUGUGAGGUAUCUUGAAGCGCAGUGUGAUAAAACCCUCGAUGAAUGGCUAGGGUUGGACUGCUCUCUUCAGAAGCUGCUUGCUUCUAACCAAAUCAUUGGCCCUGAACUAUUCUUCUCUCCAGUUGUUCUCUUCCAGGUUACUUAUUUCAAAUGUGGAGGAAUAUCACUAGGCCUCAGCUGGUCUCAUGUCCUCGGAGAUGCAUUUGCAGCAUCAGAUUUCAUCAACGGCUUAGGGCAAGUCAUGUCUGGUCUGGAGAUCAGCAAGCUACCAAAUUAUGCAAAUCCGAACACAAAUGUUCAACAAAAACUUGCAAAAAAUCCAUCACCACCACCACUCUCCAUCAGACACGUGGACUCGGUUGGUGACUAUUGGAUAAGUCCCAAUAAUUGCAAGAUGGAAACAUUCUCGUUCCCUGUAACUGCCACGCAGCUAAACAACUUGCAAGUCAAGAUAUUAGGUCCAAUUCAAAGUGACCAAAUUCCAAUUUUUGAACUUAUUUGUGCCCUAAUUUGGAAAUGCAUAGCCACAGUUAGAGAAGGGCCACAACCAAAAUUGGUGACAAUUUGCAAAAAUGAUACAAAUAGGAGAACAGAAGGUGAAUGCAGCAACAGUCAGACUAUAAGCACAGUUGAGGCAGAUUUUAGGGUUUCGGAUAUGGAUCCAAAAGAACUAGCAAACUUGCUAGCCAAGCAAGCCGGCCAGAACGAGAAAACACGAAUCGAAGAGGCCAUAGAGAAUGAGAAUGGAGUAGCUGAUUUUGUUGUGUAUGGAGCCAACUUGACGUUUGUGAACUGGGAAGAUGUUGAUUUUUAUGGGUUGGAAGUGAAGGGACAUAAGCCGGUUUGUGCAUUAUAACAUACAAGGUGUUGGUGAUGAAGGAGCUGUUUUGUUGCUGCCUGCUGGGGCUAAAGAGUUUGGUGAUGGAGGAAGAGUGGUGAGUGUUAUUCUGCCAGAGAAAGAAGUGUUUGGGGUCAAAUCUGAGUUGAGGAAAAAUGAUCUGCUGUUUGGUAAUGAGCUUGAAUGAGUUAGGGCAUGGGUGGUAGUUAGGGUUUGGCAUGGGCGGUAGUUAGGGUUUGGUGUGCAAAUGAUUGAACUCUAGGGCUUGCCAUAUGUUUGAGGGUUUGAAUCAGAGUAGGCAACUGCUUAAAAAGUUGAGAAAAUAUGUAAGAAUAAUAAUUGAGCUCGAGGGGUGGCAUUGUGUUUUCAUCUCGCUUACAUUGUACGUGUGUUUUUAUUUUUUAUUAAUAUAUUUUAAAAGUGAAAAAUAUCAACCA
Malus domestica (apple) is the source of this 1623-nucleotide messenger RNA. RefSeq names its product protein ECERIFERUM 26-like. Lineage: Eukaryota; Viridiplantae; Streptophyta; Magnoliopsida; Rosales; Rosaceae. Gene Ontology annotation, molecular function: acyltransferase activity, transferring groups other than amino-acyl groups. The record is from RefSeq and is a predicted model, not a curated record.